Messenger RNA from Acaulospora colombiana, 126 nucleotides. The record is from the annotation of a GenBank genome assembly. NCBI's taxonomy places the organism in Eukaryota, Fungi, Glomeromycota, Glomeromycetes, Diversisporales, Acaulosporaceae.
AUGGAUGUGAAGGCAAGACUUAAAGAACCCACCAUACCCGACCCCGACGACGACCAAGACACUUCACCCGAUUCUAACAAUGGCCAAGACAACAAAAGACAGGAUUUAAUCUACGACCCAAAAAAA